AUGAGGCCGGCAUCUCACAGGACGGCUGGGAUUAAAAGACAGGCUGAAGUCCUGCAAGAUCUAUAUGGCAUGGCCUGGUUCCGAGAUUUUGCAGUCAAGACAAAAGUGUAUGCUGAUAUUGCUAGCACCGAUACUGCUGCUCAAAACAAGUUCAAGGAUGAUAUCUUUGAAGCCGUUCUGGCAACAGGAUUUCUAUGCAACAGCGAUCGAACGAGAACAGCUCCUCUGAUGCUGGAUCUUCAGACAAACUAUUGCAGAGAAGUGGAUUGUUAUCCAAAGACGGUCAGCAAAGCACAAGAUAUGUUGAAGAUUCACAUGGAUGUGAUUAAAAAUCCGGGAGUGAACCUCUACCAAGGAAAGGACCAACCUAAUAAAGGUAAAGGUAAAGGAAAAGGAAAGGGGAAACCGAAGGAUGGAAAGAAGGCAGCAUGUUAUAUAUGUGGCAACAAAGACCAUAUGUCUCCAAAAUGCCCAGACAGACUGCUACCAAAGACCCAAUGGAAGAAUCAGGAUCAAUAUGUUGACUAUGGGAAGAAGCUCAAUCUUAACCAGAUUGGAGCAACUGUCCCAGCUACUGUUCCAGCUAUAGUUCCUGGAGCUUCAGCAUCCACAAGUGGAGCAUCAAGUGUUGUGGGAAGAGUUAACACACCUUUGCGACUUGCUGGUACUACAGGUAAUCAAAUGAUGCAAGUUCCUUCCGGAAUGCAGCUCAUGCAGAUUCCAACUCAAGGUGGUGGCACUGUUACUGUCCCUUAUUCUAUGAAUGCUAACGGUGAGAUUGCGUUCAGUGGAAUGCAACUCAGCCGACAAGGCUUCAGUGGUGCUCAAGUGCGCCAAGGAUUUGAUGCAACUCAAGCUCAAACUCUGCAAGCUGUGAAAACUGGAUAUUUUGAUACGUCAAAUGUCUUUCACGAUGCUAUCAAGGGAAAGGAUGAGAAUGGCAAUGAUGUCUAUCUUAUUCCAUGUCCUACUGGUAUGACGAAUGUUGAACUUCAAGCCGACUGGCACUAUGCUAGUGAAGAUGAAGAUUUGCCUGAUCUUGCUACUGAAGCAGAUCGAGGUCUGCACUUUAUUCAAAGCCGCAGAAAAGAAAGAGAUCCAUUUGGGUUGUACGAUCAUGUCAUCAUGGACAGUGGUUGUACAAACACCACCAUUUGUAAUGGUGAGCUUAUGCAUGGACUCCGUCAUGCUGAGAAAGAACUUGACAUGCACACUAACGUGGGCAGCAGAGUUCUCAACAAAGAAGGUUUUCUAGGAAGAUUUCCACCUCCAGUUUAUCACGAUGAAGAUGGAAUUGCCAAUGUACUUGCUAUGCGCGAGAUGAUUGCUGCGGGAUACCGCAUUUCUAUGGAUACUGAUGCUGACAAUGCUUUUAUUGUGCAUUGUGAUGGAAACAGAAAGAUGCAAUUUGUGAAUCGUAAGGGUGUGUAUGUGUUGGAGCAACUUGGAGCGAAUGUCAAACCAGUUGCCAAAGAGACAAGUGCGAUGUACCAUCGCCAGUUAAGCAACUUAAAUAAUCAACCCCAUUUCGAACUUUCUUCAAACAGACAGAAUGGAUAUGCUGGACUCGAGAUGACCUCCAAGAACAAGGAAGGAUUCACUCCAAGACAAGUCAAGGCUGCGAUGGAAGCGAGAAGUGCAAUGCACAUACUCAAUGCUUCAAGCACCAAAAGUCUGAAGCAUGCGAUCCGAUCUGGUCUCAUCAAGAACUGUCCUAUCACCAAAGAAGCAAUCAAUCAUGCUGAAGCAAUCUUUGGACCUGACGCCUCUACAUUGAAAGACAAGUCAACAAGACCAACUCUGAAGAAGACGUACGACGACUUCUUCAGUCCACCAGAGGAAUCAUAUCAGCACAAUCGAUCUCUUACCAACCUGAAGACUGACCCUGUAUUUGAAGCAUUGGAUAAGAUAUUCCGCCGCUACAACAAGGCAGGCUUUCAAGUCAAGAUCAUCAAGUGUGAUCGGGCGUUCAUUCCUCUCACGGAUGAUAUGCUAGACGAUAUGGGUGUUACUAUUGACCCGACUGCAGCUGGAGACCACGAGCCUACCGCUGAGCGCAACAAUAGGACGCUGAAAGAAAGAGUCAGAGUAGCUCUUGCACAAUUACCCUACAAAGUGGUUCCAAAAGUGAUCACUGAAUGUCUUGGACGUCGAGCCGCCAAGCUAUUGAAUGUCUUUCCCCAGAAAGACAGUAUCUCAUCACACUUUAGUCCGCAGCAACUCAUUGAUAAUGUCAAUAUCAACUACAAGAGUGACAUGGUUGCUGAACUUGGACAACAUGUUCAUGCAAUUGGGACGGAUUCCAACAAUUCGAUGGAACGGGACCUACGAAGGGACAACGUACUGGGCACCAAGUGCUCAACCUCAAUACUAAGAAGAUGA
Messenger RNA from Cylindrotheca closterium, 2382 nucleotides. Lineage: Eukaryota; Bacillariophyta; Bacillariophyceae; Bacillariales; Bacillariaceae. The record is from the annotation of a GenBank genome assembly.